This is a messenger RNA of Thalassophryne amazonica, 9244 nucleotides long. RefSeq names its product filamin A, alpha (actin binding protein 280) (gene flna). The record is from RefSeq and is a predicted model, not a curated record. The transcript is spliced from 49 exons. Gene Ontology annotation, biological process: actin cytoskeleton organization. Bases 327 to 7961 code for a protein of 2544 amino acids. Gene Ontology annotation, molecular function: actin filament binding. Lineage: Eukaryota; Metazoa; Chordata; Actinopteri; Batrachoidiformes; Batrachoididae.
CCCGAUUACCAAUUAAGGCCGUCCCGGUGGAGACCAGAGAGGAUCCAACGGAAAAGGGACAGCGGCUUUCUUUGCGCCACCAGUGCAACCCAUCUCCCCCGCAGCGGGACGCGCGGAGCGUGAGCGCAGCACACACUCACACGCACACUUUGACCGACGGACUUCAGGCUAUGCGCUCUGACUGACCGGACACAUCGGAUCCAUCUCGCAGACGAGAAGAAAGCUUGGGAAGGAAAAAAAAGUGAGAAAGAGGGCGUGGCCGUGUGAAGUUAACUCCGCCCGAAAAGACAUAAGCAGCGAACAGAGAGCAGGCCGAGAGCAUAAAAAUGAGCGCGUCCUACCCCCGGCUCCACCAGAGCGCCGCGCCCGCUCCCAACGCUGUCUCCCCGGAUAAGGACGCAGAAAUGCCCGCCACGGAGAAGGACCUAGCCGAGGACGCACCAUGGAAGAAAAUCCAGCAGAACACCUUCACCCGCUGGUGUAACGAGCACCUGAAGUCCGUCAACAAGCGGAUCGGGAAUCUGCAAACGGACCUGAGCGACGGGCUGCGGCUCAUCGGGCUCCUGGAGGUCCUGUCCCAGAAGAAGAUGUUCAGAAAGUACAACCAGAGGCCCACUUUCCGCCAAAUGCAGCUGGAGAACGUGUCGGUGGCUCUGGAGUUCCUGGAUAAGGAGAACAUCAAGCUCGUGUCCAUAGACUCUAAAGCUAUUGUUGAUGGGAACCUGAAACUGAUUCUGGGUCUGAUCUGGACCUUGAUUCUGCACUACUCUAUCUCCAUGCCCAUGUGGGAUGAGGAAGAAGAGGCAGAUGAUGGAAAACAGAAGACGCCAAAGCAAAGGCUGCUGGGAUGGAUCCAGAACAAACUGCCAGAGCUGCCGAUCACCAACUUCAACAGGGAUUGGCAGACCGGCCGCGCCCUGGGUGCCCUGGUUGAUAGCUGUGCUCCAGGUCUGUGCCCUGACUGGGACCAGUGGGAUCAGACCAAACCAGUGGACAAUGCCCGUGAGGCCAUGCAGCAAGCUGAUGACUGGCUUGGCAUUCCCCAGGUGAUAACCCCAGAAGAAAUUGUUCACCCCAACGUGGACGAGCAUUCAGUCAUGACCUACCUGUCCCAGUUCCCGAAGGCUAAGCUGAAGCCUGGUGCACCACUGCGACCCAAACUCAACCCUAAGAAGGCACGUGCUUAUGGACCAGGUAUUGAGCCUGUGGGUAACACUGUGAAGAAAAAGGCUAUUUUCACAGUGGAGACCAUCAGUGCUGGAAUGGGAGAGGUGCUGGUUUAUGUGGAGGAUCCUGCAGGACACCGGGAGGAGGCUAAAGUUACAGCCAACAAUGAUAAGAACCGCACCUACUCUGUCGUCUACAUUCCUAAAGUCACAGGCAUGCAUAAAGUGACAGUGUUGUUUGCGGGGCAGCAUAUUUCUAAGAGUCCCUUUGAGGUGGAUGUCGGUACGGCUCAGGGAGACUCCAGCAAAGCCACGGCACAGGGACCAGGCAUCGAACCGUCAGGAAACAUCGCCAACAAGAGCACUUACUUUGAUGUGUAUACAGCAGGUGCUGGUGAUGGAGAUGUGAAAGUGGUGAUAGAGGAUCCUGCUGGGAAGAAAGAUACAGUGCCUCACACCAUUGAGGAUAAGGGUAACAGUAGCUACCGUUGCACUUACAAACCCACCCAGGAGGGGUCGCAUUCCAUCUACGUCACCUUCGCUGGCGGUCAGAUCAACAAGAGUCCCUUCACAGUUAGUGUGGGAGAAGCAUGUAACCCCAGUGUUUGCAGGGCUAAGGGUCGUGGCCUGCAGCCAAAGGGCCUGAGGAUAAAAGAAACAGCAGAUUUUAGGGUCUACACCAAAGGAGCCGGCACCGGAGAGCUCAAAGUCACCAUUAAGGGCCCAAAGGGUAUUGAGGAGCCAUGCAAAAGGGAAGAUCUUGGAGAUGGCGUGUAUGGUUUUGAGUAUUAUCCCAAUACUCCUGGAACUUACAGCAUCACCAUCACUUGGGGUGACCAGCACAUCCCCCGCAGUCCAAUUGAGGUCAACAUUGGUCCUGAGGCCGGCCAGCAGAAAGUGAGAGCUUGGGGUCCCGGGCUGGAGGGCGGUGUGGUUGGAAAAUCUGCCGACUUUGUGGUUGAGGCUGUGGGAGAUGAUGUAGGAACGCUGGGCUUCUCUGUGGAGGGUCCAUCUCAAGCAAAGAUCGAAUGUGAUGACAAGGGUGACGGUUCCUGUGAUGUGCGCUACUGGCCCACAGAACCUGGGGAGUAUGCUGUGCACGUGCUCUGCAACAACGAAGACAUUCAGCAUUCUCCCUUCAUGGCUAAGAUAGACAGUCCUCCAGGGAAAGAUUUCUAUCCUGACAAGGUGAAGGCCUAUGGUCCUGGUCUGCAGAGUACUGGUUUGGCUGUCGGAAAACCAACUGAAUUCACUGUGGAUGCCAAACAAGGAGGGAAAGCUCCUCUGAAGAUUGUUGCUCAGGACAGCGAUGGUGUGCCUGUGGAUGUCCAGGUUAAGGAUAACGGGAACGGCACAUACACCUGCAGCUACACGCCACGUAAACCCAUAAAACACACGGUCAUGGUGUCCUGGGGAGGCGUCAACAUCCCCAACAGUCCAUUCAGGAUGAAUAUUGGAGCAGGUUGUCAUCCUAACAAAGUGAAGGUUUCAGGACCAGGGGUGGCUAAGACUGGCCUGAAGGCCUUUGAACCAACAUAUUUUACUGUAGACUGCUCAGAAGCUGGACAAGGUGACAUCAGCAUAGGCAUCAAGUGUGCUCCUGGAGUGGUGGGACCGGCAGAGGCCGACAUAGACUUUGAUAUCAUCAGAAACGACAACGACACAUUCACUGUUAAAUACACACCUCCUGGAGCGGGUAGUUACACAAUCAUGGUCCUGUUUGCUGACCAGGCCAUUCCAAUGACACCCUUCAGGGUCAAAGUGGAUCCAGGUCACGAUGCCACUAAAGUCAAGGCAGAAGGACCAGGACUCAGCCGUAGUGGUAUUGAAUUAAACAAGCCCACACAUUUCACUGUGAGCACCAAGGGAGCAGGAAAGGCCAAUCUUGACUGCACCUUCAGUGGACCAACCAAAGGGGAGGCCGUCAAGGACUUUGAAAUCAUCAACAACCACGACAACACACAUACUGUCAAAUACACACCUGUACAGCAGGGUCCUCUGGGAGUUGCUGUGACCUACGGAGGAGAUCCUAUUCCCAAAAGUCCUUUCAGUGUUGGUGUGGCACCCACAGUGGACCUCAGCAAGAUCAAUAUAACAGGCCUUGGAGACAAAAUGACCGUCGGCAAAGAUCAGGAGAUCACUGUGAAAACAAAGGGUGCUGGUGGUCAAGGCAAGGUUGCUUCAAAAGUCACUGGCCCGUCAGGGAAACCAGUGGCCAGCAAGGUGGAGCCAGGCCUGAGCCCAGAAACCAGUCAGGUGAAGUUUAUUCCCCGGGAGGCGGGGCCAUAUGAGGUUGAACUGACAUAUGAUGGAGCUCCAAUCCCUGGAUCACCUUUCACCCCCACCGCUUAUCCUGCCACAGACCCAUCCAAGGUGCGUUGCUCCGGCCCCGGCUUGGAGCGCGCCAAAGUUGGGGAAACGGGGGAGUUCAUCGUGGACUGCACCAACGCUGGUCCAGCUGAGUUGACAAUCGAGAUCAUCUCAGACAGCGGCACUGAGGCAGAGGUUCACAUCCAAGACAAUGGAGAUGGAACCUACACAAUCACCUACAUCCCUCUGUACCCUGGUUCCUACACACUCACCAUCCGCUAUGGUGGCCAGGAUGUACCAAACUUCCCCGCUCGGCUCAAUGUUGAGCCCGCAGUUGACGCCAGCGGUGUCCGUGUCUUUGGACCAGGAGUGGAGGGCAAAGGAGUUUUCCGCGAGGCAACCACAGACUUCACUGUGGAUGCUCACACGCUCACAAAGACAGGAGGUGAUCAUAUCAAAACGGUUAUCAGCAACCCCUCAGGCAGCCACACAGACGCCAUAAUCACAGACCUCAGAGAUGGAACCUACAACGUGGAAUACACACCCUAUGAGGAGGGUCCACACAGUGUGGAGGUUUGCUAUGAUGGUUCUCCAGUUCCUAAAAGUCCGUUCCGUGUAGCUGUGACUGAAGGUUGUGAUCCGGCUCGUGUACGUGUGCACGGUCCUGGCCUGAAAGGCGGCACCACCAACAAACCCAAUAAGUUCACAGUGGAGACACGAGGAGCAGGUACCGGUGGUCUUGGUCUGGCAAUGGAGGGUCCAUCAGAGGCUAAAAUGUCAUGUACUGAUAAUAAGGAUGGCAGCUGUAGUGUGGAGUACAUACCAUAUGAGCCUGGAACCUACAACCUCAACAUCACCUAUGGAGGCCAACCCAUAACAGGCAGCCCAUUCACUGUGCCAGUCAGCGAUACAGUGGACAGUACCAAGGUGAAAUGUCAGGGUCCGGGUCUGGGCAACAACGUCAGAGCUAAUAUUCCUCAGGCAUUCACAGUGGAUGCCUCCAAGGCUGGAGUGGCCCCACUGCAGGUCCGCGUGCAGGGUCCCAAAGGUGUGGUUGAGCCUGUGGAGGUGGUGGACAAUGGAGACCAGACGCACACGGUCAACUACGUCCCUACCAGAGAGGGUCCUUACUCCGUUAAUGUGUUGUAUGCUGAUGAGGAGAUCCCACGCAGCCCCUACAAAGUGAAGGUGUUGCCCACUCAUGAUGCCAGUAAGGUGCGUGCCAGUGGACCAGGCCUCAACACCACCGGAGUAACUGCCUCUCUGCCUGUUGAGUUCACAAUAGACGCCAAAGACGCUGGAGAGGGACUGCUCGCCGUUCAGAUCACUGACCCAGAGGGGAAGCCUAAAAAGGCAAAGAUCCGUGACAACCAUGAUGGAACCUACCUGGUGUCCUAUGUGCCAGACAUGACUGGCCGAUACACCAUUCUCAUAAAGUAUGGAGGAGAUGAGAUCCCAUAUUCACCCUACCGUAUCAGGGCCCUGCCAACUGGGGAUGCUAGCAAGUGCACAGUUACAGUCUCAAUCGGCGGUCACGGUUUAGGUGCUGGUAUUGGGCCAACCAUCCAGAUUGGUGAGCAGACUGUGAUCACUGUGGACGCAAAGGCUGCUGGGAAAGGCAAGGUGACAUGCAGCGUGUGCACGCCUGAGGGGGUGGAACUCGACGUGGAUGUGGUUGAAAAUGAGGAUGGCACAUUUGACAUCUUUUACACGGCGCCGCAGCCUGGCGAGUAUGUGAUCUGUGUGCGGUUUGGUGGCGAGCACAUUCCCAACAGUCCCUUCCAAGUCACGGCCCUGGAAGGAGCUCCACCUGACCAGCUCAUGCAGCAGAGCCAAAUGCCCCAGUACUACACUCAGCAGCCCUGGGCAACAGACAGGGUGAUGGGAAUGAAUGGUCUAGAUGUGGCAGGGCUGAGGCCAUUUGACCUGGUCAUUCCGUUCACCAUCCAGAAAGGAGAGAUCACUGGUGAAGUUCGAAUGCCAUCGGGUAAUGUGGCUAAGCCAGACAUCACAGACAACAAGGACGGCACUGUGACUGUAAAGUACGCACCCACUGAAGCUGGACUGCAUGAGAUGGACAUCAAAUACGAUGGCAUCCACAUCCCCGGAAGUCCCUUACAGUUCUUUGUGGACUACAUGAACAGUGGUAAUGUCAGUGCUUAUGGCCCUGGCCUCAUCCACGGCACCGUAAACAAACCGGCCGUCUUCACUGUGAACACUAAAGACGCUGGAGAGGGUGGUCUGUCUCUGGCAAUCGAGGGUCCAUCUAAGGCAGACAUCAGCUGUGUGGACAACCAGGAUGGGACAUGCACAGUGUCCUACCUGCCUGUCCUCCCUGGAGAUUACAGCAUUAUUGUCAAGUACAACGACAAGCACAUCCCUGGCAGCCCCUUCUCUGCUCGAAUUACUGGUGAUGACUCCAUGCGGAUGUCCCAGUUGAAGGUGGGUUCAGCUGCUGAUAUCCCAUUGGACAUUGGAGAUCUUGACCUCAGUCAGCUGACUGCCUCCAUCACAACACCUUCUGGCCACGAGGAGCCCUGCCUGCUGAAGAUGCUUCGUAAUGGUCAUGUUGGCAUCUCAUUCGUUCCUAAAGAGAUUGGAGAACAUCUAGUGAACAUCAAGAAGAAUGGAUGCCAUAUUCCUAACAGCCCCAUUGUUGUUAUGAUCAACCAGUCAGAGAUUGGUGAUGCCAGCCGUGUGCGUGUGAGCGGUCAGGGCUUGAGCGAGGCAAGGACCUUUGAGCCAGCAGAGAUCAUCAUAGACACUCGUGAUGCGGGCUAUGGCGGCUUGAGCCUGUCCAUUGAGGGUCCAAGUAAAGUGGACAUUAACACUGAGGACCAGGAGGAUGGAACCUGCAAAGUCACCUACUGUCCCACUGAACCAGGAAAUUACAUCAUUAACAUUAAGUUUGCUGACCAACAUGUGCCAGGAAGUGCAUUCACAGUGAAGGUGACCGGUGAGGGUCGCAUGAAGGAGAGCAUCACCAGGAAGAGGAGAGCACCAUCAGUUGCCAACAUUGGCAGCCAGUGUGACCUCAGCCUCAAGAUUCCAGAGAUCAGCAUAGCAGAUAUGACCGCUCAGGUGACCAGUCCAUCUGGCCAGAUCCACAAGGCUGACAUUAUGGAGGGGGAAAACAACACCUACUGCAUUCGUUUUGUCCCCACCGAGACAGGAGUGCACACUGUCUGUGUGAAAUACAACAACAUGCAUGUGCCCGGCAGCCCGUUCCAGUUUACAGUGGGCCCCCUGGGAGAGGGCGGGGCACAUAAGGUUCGUGCUGGAGGACCAGGAUUGGAAAGAGCAGAAGCUGGAGUACCAGCCGAGUUCAGUAUCUGGACACGGGAGGCCGGAGCUGGAGGCCUCAGUAUUGCUGUGGAGGGGCCAAGCAAGGCUGAAAUCACAUUUGAGGACCGAAAAGAUGGUUCCAGUGGCGUGUCCUACAUCGUGCAGGAGCCAGGAGACUACGAGGUGUCAAUCCGUUUUAAUGACGAGCACAUCCCUGACAGCCCCUUCAUCGUCCCCGUGGCCUCGCCAUCAGAUGACGCCCGAUGCCUCACUGUUGCCAGCCUUCAGGAGUCGGGCUUAAAGGUGAACCACCCAGCGUCAUUUGCUGUCAGCCUGAAUGGAGCAAAGGGUGUGAUCGACGCCAAGGUCCACAGCCCGUCAGGAGCACUGGAGGAAUGCUGCGUUACAGAGAUUGACCAAGAUAAAUAUGCUGUACGAUUCAUCCCCAGAGAGAACGGUCUCUAUUUAAUUGACGUUAAGUUCAAUGGAAGCCAUAUUCCUGGUAGUCCUUUUAAGAUCCGUGUUGGUGAGAUGGGCCAGUCAGGAGACCCAGGGAUGGUGUCUGCAUAUGGACCAGGACUGGAGGGAGGCACCACAGGAACUUCAUGCGAGUUUGUGGUGAACACGAGCCGCGCAGGUCCUGGAGCUUUAGCUGUGACCAUCGAUGGGCCGUCUAAGGUGAAGAUGGACUGUGUGGAGUGCUCAGAGGGCUACAGGGUCACAUACACCCCAAUGGCUCCUGGGAACUAUCUGAUCUCCAUCAAAUAUGGCGGUCCUUACCACAUCGUCGGAAGUCCAUUCAAGGCCAAGAUCACUGGUUCCAAGCUGGUGUCCAGUCACAGUAUGCAUGAAACCUCCUCAGUGAUGGUUGACCCUGUGACCCGUUCCAUCAGCAGUACUCAGCAGGGCACCCCCGUCCAAUCUGAUGCAAGUAAGGUCAUGGCCAAGGGCCUGGGCUUGACUAAAGGCUACAUUGGUCAGAAGAACAGUUUCAGCGUCGACUGCAGCAAAGCGGGACGUAACAUGCUCCUGGUUGGUGUGGACGGGCCCAAAGUUCCCUGUGAGGAGAUCCUGGUGAAGCAUUUGGGCAACCGGCUGUACAACAUCAGCUAUCAGCUCAAGGAGCACGGAGAGUACAUCCUGGUGGUCAAGUGGGGGGAUGAACACAUCCCCGGUAGCCCCUAUCACAUUGUUGUCUGAAAUCUCUCGUACCACUGUUUUCACUCAAGUGGAAAAAUUCUAUCUAGAUUCUAACCAAUCGAUGUUUACAGCCUCAGUCCCUCCAAUAUUAAAAACUGAACCACGAUUUCUGCCUUUUUUGCUUCUCCCUUUAUAGCAAUUUAACUGACUAGAAACAAUUCAUGCCCGUGGGUUUUUUUGGUUACACCUGAUCACGUCACUUAAACCCAGCUCAAUGUCCCAACAGAGUGACACACUGAAUAUUCCUCCCUUACUUUAUUGUUCAUGCUAUUGUCAUUCCGCCACUCCUGGAGAGGAGAAAGAUGCACCUUUUCUCACUGUAAACUACCAGUCUGUCUCAUUACCUUCUCGCUCAUGGACAUGAGUGCCUGACCUGUGGAUUCGACUGAACUAGCUGGUGUAGCGCGAUAGUUGGCGGUGACGUUAACCUAGCUUUGAGUGGAGGUUUACAGUUUACACUGGUGGAGCUACUCAUUCAUACAUAAAAAUGAUUUUGUGCAGGAGUUAAACCUGUGAGUUAAAGUGCCCUUCAUCUGUAUCUUGCAAACCGUGACACACUUUAAAAAAAAAAAGCUAAAUUUGCUUGUAGUUCUUGCAGUGUUGAGACUCUGUAAUGCUUUAUUCUGGCCCUGUCCAGUUUGUUGUCAUGCUCUUUAACUAACCCGGUUGUCUUACUUGCUGCUAGUGUGAUCCACUUGAGGCACUGCUGUUCAAAGAAUCGGGAUGUGGAUUAGAGUAGGGAAGUGAUUGUAGGCGACGGUGCAGAAUGUGUGAAGAGCGCCUUGAAUUGUCUAACCUGCCUACAGACGGUAACACUGACGGUUUGUCUCGCACGCGCUGCUGGGAGAAGAUGCUUUGUAACGCGUUUUCUUGUAUGAUGCCUUCUCGUGUGCUCCGCAUGUGCAGACUGUAAAACACUGCCGAUAGAUGUCUUCAUUCACGAUAAUGUUUGAGCUCAACCUGGACGCAACACUGUGGUGGUUCGCUUCUCUAAGUCAGGAAUUCUUGCAUUUAAAUCAAGAAGGGAAUUUGUUUUUUUGUUGUUUUUUUACAUGUGCUGGGGGAAGGGCUGAAGAUGAUACUGUGGCUUGUUGCAACCUUAAACACACAAGACCAAAAAAGUUGCAUUUUGUGCUCUGUCCUCUUCAGCCGCCCUCAUUGUUCAAGCUCCUGGCUCUGUGCGACUUUCAGAAUUGAAAAAAACCUUGUCAUAGAUUAAAAAGGCUUUAAAAGUGUUUGUAAGACAGUAUUUUGAUAAACAAUAAAGUUGUCUAAGUAUUUUU